Molecule: messenger RNA, 546 nt
Organism: Microthlaspi erraticum
Lineage: Eukaryota; Viridiplantae; Streptophyta; Magnoliopsida; Brassicales; Brassicaceae
Source: the annotation of a GenBank genome assembly
AUGGCAAACUAUCAGAGAAUCGAUGCCCUUCGUACAUCAAGAACAGAUUGGAGGAUUAGAGCAUUCGUUGUUAAAAGGUGGGAAGAAACUAUUCCAGGAGCAGAUGUUUUCUUGCACUACAUACUUACAGACGAAAGUAAUCGAAAAAUUCAUGCAUCUGUCAAACGGGAAUAUUUCAAUCCUUCUUUCAAAAGAAAUCUUCACGAAGGAGAAUGGAAAGAAAUCGAAGAUUUCGUGGUUGUUAGAAAAGUUUCUCCUUUCAGAUUUUCAGAGUACCACUUGGAGAUGGUUUUGGUUGAAAAUACCAAAAUAAGACCGGUGGAAAAUGAUAACCCACCGAAGUACAUGAAGUUCAAGAAACUUCAAGAUGUCUUUCUCGGAGAUAUCUGUACAGCGUACCCUGUUGGUGAACAUCAACUGGUGGGAAUUGAAGGACCGUCUCGGUUUGAGGUGGAUGUUGAUAUACCAGAGGUCAAACAGUUGAGAGAAACCAUUCUCGCGAAAAUCCGCAAUGAAUAUGACGAUGAAAGCUCGGAAGAUUCUUGA